GGGGAAGGGCGUGAUCUGCGGGAACCGGCGGGGCUGGGCUGCAGUGCCUGCGGCACCGGAGCCAGCAGGGCAGGGAAAAGUGUCCAGUGAUCGAGAUCUGUUUGUGAUUGCUCCGGGGAUGUGACUGUAUAUGGUGAUGAGCAGGAGGGCUGGUGGUCAGAGCCUGGCUGGGCCUAAAUAAACGGCCCUUCCGUUAGGGAAGGUUGGUAGAACUCUUAAGGAAAGAGGAAUAAACCCAGCCGGCUCCUGCCCCCUGCUUGGUGCCACUCAAACCCUCAGCCGAGAUAGAAGCGUGGCCAGAAUUUCCCUGGUCAAAAGCCUGGGCAAGGGGGCUGAAGACGGGCACACUGAAGUGCCAUGUGCGUGUCCUGCCUGGCAAGGAGGGCAGAGAGUGGAGGUGGGAUCAGCUUUUCUUAUCUACCGCCCUCUCCUCUUUGACCAUCACCACUGAGGCUUGGACAACUUGUGCAGGUUUGGAAGCCACUGCCCCAGUGAUAUCUUGCUAUCCAGGGAGGAGCAUGCACUGGAACUGAAGGACUGAGGGAUGAACAGCACAGGAGUGCCCUCCUUCUGCAGCAGUUAUGUUACACCAAGCCUGGCAGCUCUGUGGGAGGUGGUGCCGCUGGUCCAGCUCUGUUGUCCAUCUUAUCAUGCUGACUGUGAUGACGUUCGGGGUGGUUGCCCCUUUGAUUUGCCACCGGCUCCUCCACUCCUAUUUCUAUUUGCGGCGCUGGCACCUGAACCCCAUGAGCCACGAGUUCCUGGAGCACAACCAGCAGGAGGGACAGGAUGCCCUCCAUUACUUUGAGAAGAUGCAGAUACCAAAUGCCUCUGAGGCCUCUGGCAGUGAUGCCUUCCAGCCCUUGCUGCUGAUCACCAUUAUCACUGUGCAGAGGCGGUAUGAUUUCCACUAUGUCCUGCAAGUGGCCUCCCGCUUCCACCGCCUCCUCCAGGAAUGUGGUGCACGCUGCCGGAGCCACCGCGUGCUCCUCUGCAACGUGGAGUCAGACCCCAGUAGCCAUCAGGAUGUCAGAUUGCUGAGCAGCUUCUUUCCUAUGGUCAGUCGUGACAGAACUGGAGAGAACCCUGACCCCAGAGUGAACCAGUUUGAGAAGGAGAAGCAGGACUAUGUCUUCUGCCUUGAGCAGUCCCUGUUAUCAUACAACCCACAGUACAUCCUUGUAGUGGAAGAUGAUGCUGUGCCAGAGAAGGAGAUAUUCUCUGUCCUGCAGCACCUCUUCUUGGCCCGGUUCUCCAAACCAUAUCUCAGAGAUGCUCUUUAUUUCAAGCUCUACCAUCCUGAGCGGCUCCAGCACUACUUCAACCCGGAGCCCAUGAGGAUCCUGGAGUGGUUGGGCCUGGGCAUGUUGCUGGGGCCGGUGCUGAGCUGUGUGUACUCAUGGGCACUGGGGCGGCCCAGCCCCAGCUGGCUGCUCGUGCUGUUCUUUGCUCUGUACAGCAUGGCCCUGUCGGAGCUGGUGGGGCGGCACUACCUGCUGGAGCUGCGCCGCCUGCACCCCGCGCUCUACAACGUGGUGCCAGUCACCGAGUGCUGCACCCCAGCUAUGCUCUUCCCGGCUCCCUCUGCCCGGCGUGCCUUAGGUUACCUGCAGGGGCUGCACUGCCGGCAGGGAUUUGCUAAGGACACUGCCCUCUACUCCCUGCUGUGGGCCAAGGGGGAGAACGCCUAUGUGGUGGAACCCAAUCUGGUCCGGCAUGUGGGAAUGUAUUCCAGCCUCCGGCUGAACAGCAGCCCGAAGCUACUGUGAUCUGUGCAUGCCUUUCCAGACACAAAAGCCAGGGAACUUGCCACCGGGCGGAAGGGGAAGUGUGCAAACUGGGAUAUUGUGCUGCUUGCACCGGGCUUCCUGUGCCUCCAAAUGGACAAAGAAUAACUCUCUUUAA
Manacus vitellinus (golden-collared manakin) is the source of this 1905-nucleotide messenger RNA. It is a transcript of the gene PGAP4, whose product is annotated as transmembrane protein 246. Gene Ontology annotation, molecular function: glycosyltransferase activity. Gene Ontology annotation, cellular component: Golgi membrane. Lineage: Eukaryota; Metazoa; Chordata; Aves; Passeriformes; Pipridae. Bases 582 to 1769 code for a protein of 395 amino acids. Gene Ontology annotation, biological process: GPI anchor biosynthetic process. The transcript has 2 exons. The record is from RefSeq and is a predicted model, not a curated record.